GACUCCAAGUUGUUUUUUUGGAGCUUAUUACAUUUUUAGUAUUUUCUCUACAGUACAGCGAAGAAUUAGCCUUUGUUUAAAUAAAUGGCAAUAGCACUCCCAUCAAGGGAAUGGAAUCGUAUCGUAGAAUGGACAGGCACGGACAGAGACAAAACUAGCGUUGUCCAACGGCAGGAGUACUUGCAACAACUCAAAGACGCCAGCAGGGAAAUGACUAAGCACUGGCCUAACUCGUUAGAGAACGUAAACAAACGCAACGAGGAAACCCGUCGUGCGCGUGCUCAGGCCGCCGAGGAGGCAAACGCCAAGUUUUACAAGAAGUACCUGAAGCGGAAGCAGGAGGAACACCAGCGAAUGAUGAGCAGCGCCAGGGACGUAGUCUUCAAAGACCAGGACGCGCCAAAGAUGCUGCUCAGCGCUGUGAUCGAAACAGUGGUACUCAAAGAGCGAGAGGAGCAGAUUAAGUUCAACAAGCAUCUUCGAGAGCUGGCGGAGGAGAGGAAGACGAGAGAAGACCUAGACAUCAUCAGAGCGGCGGAACAGUGGCACCAGCAGCGGACGGAAAUGGACAAGAGACGAGUUGCGGCCAACAAGCAACAUCAGCAGGAAAUAUUGCAACAAGCGCGCGAGGCAGCGGAAAGGAGCCGCAAGGAGUAUGAGGAGGAACUUCACUUCCAGAAGAUAGACAACAUAAAAGCCAACCAGCAGAUGGAAGCUAUCAAGAAGUUCGAAUUGGAAAUGAAAGAGGCAGAGAAAACGCGUAGAUGGUCGGCCAUGGAGAGCUGUCGUAAGGAGGUGAUGGCGCGGAAACACGAGCAGGCGACGCGGGAUAAGCUGGACGACAAGCUGACCGCCGCGCUGACAAGAGCGAGGGACCGCGUCGUGUGUAGGACGCGCGCUACGGAGGAGAAGAUAAGAAAAGAGAAGCUUCAAGUUCUGGAGCGAAUAAGCGAGAAGUUGCAGACGGGAGAUGCGGAGAGGGAGGCUAAAGAAAACGCCAUUUGUGAGAAAGUUAACAGAGAGAAACAGGCAAGCGACGAAGCGCGUCGGCAAGCGGAACUCGAGAAGGAGCAGCGACUGAAACAAGAGCGCAUAGAAGAUAGAAGACGAAAUCUAGAAGAUGAGGAGAAGAGACUUCACGACUUCAACACCAUGAAGCAGUGGGAGAUCAUGAACAGGUUCAAGAACGCCGAACUGUACGAGCAGUACAAACAGCAGCAGCUGGAGAAGAAAACAGAGAAGAAGAUGGAGUAUAAGGAGUUUCUACUGAAGCAAUGGAAGGAGGUAUCGGACGCUCAGGAGGCGGAGCUAGCGGCGCGUCGCGCGUGGUACGGCGCGCGGGCGGAGCGGGCGCGGCGCGCGGACGACCGCCGUGUGAUGCAGCUGGCGCGCGCGCUGCACGCCGAGGCCAGCACGCACCACCGACCCGUGCGCCCGAUUACUGCUGCGAUACGGCGCUACUGCAAGCUGCAGCGGAUUCCUCUACCGGAGUUGCCGGAGGCGGCGCCCGCACAGCAGGCCGAGAAAAGAGAUGGAGUUACACUGCCUCAAUUAACUCGGAAGAUUGUGAAAGAAGAAAGUCGUGAGUUCGUCGUAGCUGGACCCGCAAACGGCCUGCAGGGGGAAAAAUAGUCCAAAAAGUAACAAAUAAAACGCAGUGAUACAAAAAGAUCAUUUAUUUCGAAAUUCCAUCAGCGUUCACCGUGAGAGAGCGAUAUGGCACCGGCGACUUGACUAGAAGAUCGCGCCUCCUACCGUUCUGUGCGGACCGCCCCGCCUACACUCGGCUCGCGGAAAUUAGAGGGAGACAACAUCAUAAAAUAGCUAAAACUA
Aricia agestis (brown argus) is the source of this 1833-nucleotide messenger RNA. Its product is annotated as trichohyalin-like. The record is from RefSeq and is a predicted model, not a curated record. NCBI's taxonomy places the organism in Eukaryota, Metazoa, Arthropoda, Insecta, Lepidoptera, Lycaenidae. The coding region runs from base 85 to 1632 and encodes 515 amino acids. The transcript has 12 exons.